CUUUCAUUGGAUAAUGACAAUAAUGACUCAUUAAUAUCAAAAAAAAGAAGAAGACAAUAAUGACUCAUUGAGUAAAAAUUAAAAUAAAAAAUUCAAAUUCCAACAUAGUUACAUAGACCAACCACUCUGUCUCUCCAGAGUCUCCUUCUCUCUCUAUAUCUGUUUUCUUUUUUUCUUUUUUUCUUCUAGACUGCAAAGACCAUUCUUUGUUCAAAUUCAAACACCCCAGUAAAUUGUCCAAGGUUGUAUGCAUAAAUAAACCUCUUCUGGGUUUCUUUAUUUGUGAUCAUCUCUGUCUCUCUGUGUGUUUUUUUUUUUGUAAAUUCCACACUUUAUAGGAAGAACUGUAAUCUAAGUGACAGAAAUGUUGGAUUCCUAUCAGCAGCUUGUUGCUGGUCCUCUUUACCAAGAGUCACUCGAGAAUCUUCAGGCUGAUAUUCAGCAUGCCAAUGCACUGGCAGCUUCCAUUCCAAGAGGCAAGGGUGGUGCGUGUUUUCAAAUGAAAUUGGUUUACAAUCACUUGGCGCCUAUUUUACUGUUUUUUCUUCAAUGGAUUGAUUGCUCAUGUACAUGUCUACUUUCAAGUUAUUUAAACCUUUUUCACGUAGUUGUAUUUAAGGUUUACUCAGAUGGGAGGCCAAAUAUCUCCUCAUGCGGAAGGAAAGCUACCAUUAGAGACUUCUAUUCUGUUAUAUUACCAUCUCUUCAGCGUCUCCAUUGUGACCCUGACAAAUUGGAAACUACUCAAGAGGAAGUCAAUGGCUUAGAGAUGGUAGUCAGAAAGAAAUUAGAGGAUAAGAAGCUUUCAGAUGUGGACUUGGAGAGAGAAGAUGAGUGUGGGAUCUGCUUGGAGCCUUGCACCAAAAUGGUUUUGCCAAACUGCUGUCAUUCCAUGUGCAUCAAUUGCUACCGGGACUGGAACACCAGGUCAGAGUCUUGCCCAUUCUGCCGGGGAACUUUAAAGAAAGUGAACUCAGGGGACUUAUGGGUUCUGACAUGCAGUAAUGAUGUGGUAGACACUCAAACUGUGUUGAGGGAUGAUAUAUUGCGCUUCUAUCUUUUUAUAAACAGCCUGCCUAAGGAUAUCCCAGAUGCUCUGUUUUUUAUGUACUACGAAUACUUAUUUUAAUCUGAUAGGCAAGAAGAAUGAUGUACAGAAAGAGGAAAAUGCCAAGCAGUGGCUGCACAUAGUCUGCUGAGGUUUUCACGUGGAAAAUUUUACUCCAUUUUUUAAAAGAAUAAUGUAUAUGCUGUGUAAGUGACCCAAUUGUUAAUAUUGAAAUGCACUUCCUCCUAGUA
Quercus lobata is the source of this 1299-nucleotide messenger RNA. Its product is annotated as E3 ubiquitin-protein ligase AIRP2-like. Gene Ontology annotation, biological process: protein ubiquitination. Gene Ontology annotation, molecular function: ubiquitin protein ligase activity. The transcript is spliced from 5 exons. Bases 365 to 1129 code for a protein of 254 amino acids. NCBI's taxonomy places the organism in Eukaryota, Viridiplantae, Streptophyta, Magnoliopsida, Fagales, Fagaceae. The record is from RefSeq and is a predicted model, not a curated record.